AUGAUCCCAACAUUGUCGUCAACGCAACGAUCGCGUCAACAAACACUUCAGAUCUUCCAAUCAGCGCUGAAGAGCCAAACGCUCAAGCGGUUUGUGCUCACAUCAUCUAGCAGUGCUCGCUACACCACAAGCCCAAAGUCGAAGAAGCCAAGGACUAUCACUGCACAGGACUGGAACAUCGACGCAGUCGCCCGAGCAUGGGCUUCGCCACCGUAUACGCCAGAUCGCUUCUUUGACGUGUAUGCUGCAUCGCAGACGCAGUCCGAACAUGCUCUGUGGAAGGCUCUGCGCGAAUGCGAGACUGACGUUGUAGUCAAUGCUGUGGCACCAGACAGCAACUUUGGACCGUCUCUUGUUUCCGGCCACAAGAGCAGCACCGGCAAAAUUCUCUACGAUGCUUGGAAGCAAAGUGAUGGCUCCAUGCUCAGGCCUUUCAUGGACGGUGGUUAUCGAUGGCUGCUCGACGUCCGAGAUAGUGCGAGCUUGCACGUAUCUGCUCUACUGGACCCAGAUGUCCAGAACGAACGCCUUCUUGGAUAUGCCCAUGAGUACAAUGGACAUCAGCUAAGUUGA
Messenger RNA from Fulvia fulva, 573 nucleotides. Its product is annotated as NAD-dependent epimerase/dehydratase terH. The coding region runs from base 1 to 573 and encodes 190 amino acids. The record is from RefSeq and is a predicted model, not a curated record. Lineage: Eukaryota; Fungi; Ascomycota; Dothideomycetes; Mycosphaerellales; Mycosphaerellaceae. The transcript has a single exon.